Culicoides brevitarsis is the source of this 1977-nucleotide messenger RNA. RefSeq lists its product as uncharacterized. The record is from RefSeq and is a predicted model, not a curated record. Lineage: Eukaryota; Metazoa; Arthropoda; Insecta; Diptera; Ceratopogonidae. The coding region runs from base 164 to 1048 and encodes 294 amino acids. The transcript is spliced from 4 exons.
AUUAUUUCGUGAAUGAAAUAGCACAUUUUUCCGUAAUUUUUCCAUUUUUGAUCCCUCGACUUACAUUUCGAACGCGGUUGUGCCUUUAAAUUCGCAGAAAUCAGUGAAAAACGAGACACUUUCGAACCAUAACAAAUUCGCAGAAGCAAGAAAAACAACGAAAAUGGCAUUUAUUGAAUUUUUGAAGCAAAACAAGGACAAAGACAUCGAAAAUCCAGCAGAAAUCGUCCUCCCGUUUCACGCGAAUCGCAAUGUCGCCAAAUUAUUCGAGCAGAAAAUUCGUCGAGACUCCGAACCGAGCGAAUCCAUGAGCACCGCGAAGAGUCAAACGAAGCGAAAUUCAAAAAGUGAGGAAAAUAUCUUCGAGAAAAUCGAGGCUUCGAGCACCGCGAAUGCAGAACGCAACAAAAAAGGCUACGGAACGCUGCCAAAAAACAAAAUAGUGAGCGAUGAGGACAAGGACGAGAAAAAGACAACAGAGACUGAGAAACAUCUAGCAGACUUCUUUCAUAAUCGAUUGAAGUUGAGGAAGAAUUCAGUUGAAUUUGAUCCAUCGACAAAACGCAGUAAUAAUUCAUUGGACCACCAAUCGUCGUCGACGAGCAGUUCUACCGAAUAUUUAGACCAAAGUGAUCGGAACAAGAUGAUGUCCUCACCGCAACCGCCACACGUAAUUACCGAUGCUCAAGGACUUAUCGUGCCAAAGAAGCUCGUGAAUCCGUGCUUGGAGUCUACGGAUCGCCAAAGUUUGCAUCGCGAACUCAUGUUUAACCAAAAAGUUGGCAAAAACGUCUUGAACCAAAAAAGUGAGUUGCAACGUGCGCUCGAGAAGCAAAAGGAACGCCAAUUUGCGGCGCAGCAACAGAAGAAAAUGGAAGACCACAACCCGAAAACCAUCGAAAAUGAACUAACAAAGGUGAUAAUGCAACGAGCUCAACGAUUGGAAAAUUCGCAGAAGGAAAACAAGAAUGAGCUGGACGACCAUUUCAUUAGUCCCGAAUAUUUGAAUGCACGUGCAAAGCUAAAACACACCAUCGAUACGAAAUAAGUCGAUUUUCGGUUUUUUUGUUUUUUAAAUUUUAAGACGCCACACGCGUUGCUGUGCAGUUUUUAAUCCUGUUUGAACGCAAAACAAAAAAAUUAUUAAAAAAAAUGCUUUAAAUAUCCCACAAAUUUCUUCCGGCUUCAUUUCUCCACUUUCAGAAAGGGUAGAAUUUAAGUUUUAAUUUUAAUGUAAUUUUUAAUAAUUUUUUGUGAUGUCAGCUUUCGUUUUUUUUUUGUUUUUUAAGUUUCUGAUUCCAAAUGUAAAUUUAGUUAAUUAAAAAAAAAUAAUAAAUUUAAUGAUAGGAAGAUUCCAAGCAAGCAGUGUCAUGUUGGAAAUAAGUAUUUUAUUAGAAUAAUUUUGUUAAUUAAUAUCAGAUCAGAAUUUUUCAAAUACAAAAAAAAAAAUAUAUUUAAGUGGAAAUUAUACAAUAAACACGCGAUUUGUCGCCAAAAAAGAUUCUCAAUUUAAAUAUCAUAGCAUUUUAGAGACUUUCGAUUAUCUUUGCUCGUUCUAAAAAAAAAUUAAAAUUAAAAGACUCAAAAAAAAAACGUCAAUAAAAAUUUUAGGGACGCAUUUAUGAUUGAGAUGACCUUAAAAAAACAAAAGAAAUGAUUACACGAGUAAGCAAAUAAAAAAUAGUUCGUAGGAAAACAAAGAGAGAAACCAAUAUUUUUAUACCCAAAGCAGUUUUUUCUGUGUCGUAAUGUCUUUAAACAUUUAAAAAAAAUACCAUUAAAAAAUGUGUGUGUCUGUUCUAAUUUUUUUUUUUCAAAUACAAACCUUAUUGAGAAUCUUACUUAGGAGUUUAAAAAUGCAAAAAAAAAAAAUAAAAUUCUCGAUUAUUAAUAAUAAAUUGUAUUAAAAAUGAAUAUUUAGGAUGGUUAAAAAAAAUUACAAAAAAAUAUUCAAGUAUUCAAUAAGUUUAGGAUGAU